GAUUUUUUUUAGUCUUAUAGUUGUUACCAUAUAAAGUAUUAUUAUCGUUAUUAAUUAUUACUCAUAUUAAUUAAUUUUCUAAGAACAAAAAUGGCUUUUAAAUCUCAUGCUUCAGGUAUAGCCGCAUCUGUUUACCUUGCAAUCUAUUCUAUUUUCUUUGCAUUCACUAUCAACAUUGUAUUUAGAGUUGGUUGGAGGAGCUUUUAUACGGCUUUAGCUGUAUAUGGUAUAUUUAGAUUUUCAGGUCAACUUUGUGCUGUGGUAUUCUCUGUUUUAGGUUAUACCUAUUGGCAAUGGUUGGUGGCAUAUCUUGUAUUCACCGCUGAAGGAUACUUUAUGUUGAUUUUAAUAUCAUACUUCUUGAUAGCUCAAGCUCAAGAAGAAUCAUUUGGAACUUCAUGGAUUGGACCUUCUAAGAAAGAUAGAAAGAGAAAUGCGGAAUUGGCUACCACCAAAUUAGGCAAACUAAAAGCUAAAUUCCCAAUUGCAGUUAUCUUCCAUUUACUUUUGAUUCCUGCCAAUGUAUUGAUUAUUGUUGGAGGAUCUCAAUUAGCUGGUAUAUCAAUUCAAGAUGCAAAUAAUGAGCUGAGUAAAGUUCAUACAUCUAAAAUAAUGAGAACUGCUGGUCAAUCUGUUUUCUUGUUUCAAACAGUUGCUGCUAUCGGAUUCGCUUCAUAUUGCUAUUUUGUUGAGAAGAUCAGACACAUUAAUAUAUAUACCAUAUUUGCAGUUGCUCCUUUCAUUACAAUCAGAGGUAUAUUUGGUAUUCUUUCAAUUUACAUCCAAAAGAUGAAUUAUUAUGAUUUUACAAAUUAUACUGUUGAAGGUUUGAGUUCAUCAUUUGUGACGUAUGAAUACGUUUUAGCAACAACUAUGGAGUUCGUAACUGCACUUGGUUAUAUCGCUAAUUAUUAUAUAAGGGCCAACAGAAAGAAAGGUCAACUAGAAAAAGUUCACUUGAUGGAAGAAGUUAAUGAUACUGAUGAACCAACACUUGAAAAGAAAAUCGAAGCUUGAUUACAAGUGAUAUAUGAUUUAAACAUAGUAAUUUUUUUCAAAACUGUUAUUUAUUGAAACUAACUUAUACAUUUAUAUACUGAUAAUAC
Messenger RNA from Scheffersomyces amazonensis, 1106 nucleotides. RefSeq lists its product as uncharacterized. The coding region runs from base 91 to 1017 and encodes 308 amino acids. The record is from RefSeq and is a predicted model, not a curated record. The transcript has a single exon. NCBI's taxonomy places the organism in Eukaryota, Fungi, Ascomycota, Pichiomycetes, Serinales, Debaryomycetaceae.